Rotaria sp. Silwood2 is the source of this 540-nucleotide messenger RNA. Lineage: Eukaryota; Metazoa; Rotifera; Eurotatoria; Philodinida; Philodinidae. The record is from the annotation of a GenBank genome assembly.
AUGGGUUCAGCGUAUUCAAGAACAGCUUUACGCACUCGUAUUCAUGCACUAAUCUAUAAUCAAGGUCUACCAAGCAUUUUUCUAACUUUGAAUCCGGUCGAUAUUCACGGUCCUGUUGCACUAUAUUUUGCCGGUGCGAAGCUUGAUUUAGACAACAUUCAAAUAGAACAACUAAUGACUACUUAUAAAAGAGCUGAAAUUAUUGCUUCACAUCCUGUGGCUACUAUCAAGUUUUUCCAUUUAUUGAUCAGUAACAUAUUAGAUACUAUGAUAGUUGGUGGUGUUCUUGGACCUAUAAAAGCUUACUUUGGUGCUGUUGAAAAUCAAGGACGUGGCUCUCUUCAUUUACACAUUCUUAUUUGGCUUGAUCAUGAUUUUAAGCCAUCUGAUUUGAAAGAGAAAAUUCAAAAUGUUGAUUUUCGCGAAAAAUUAAAAGCAUAUUUAGAAGAUAUUAUCAAAGAAGAUUUAGAUGAAUUCAAAGGCAAACGUACCUUUGAAAGUCCAGAUAGUAUAAAACAUUUUAAUCCUUUUCCUACAUAA